ACACAUUUUUCCAGCACAAAAGAUAAAAGACAGACAAGUUAUCUUCCUUUCUUAAUGUCCCUCCCAAACCAAAUCAGUGUGGGAUUCCAUGACUCUUGGAAAUGAGGGUUAAAGAAUAAUCAUCCACAGAGGAAGGAAGAUUUCAAAGCCUUGACCACUUACAUUAGACAAGUGCUAAUUUAGGAGAGAAGUUGAAACUGAAUGGUUUCUGCAGGAGGGUGUAAUGAGGGGGAAGAAAAACCACAAGGAGAGAAAUAAAGAGAUGUUGAACCUUCUCACCUCUGAAUAUUCAUUUUGCUUCUGUGUUUUCUCAUGGUGAGUGAAGGUAUAAUCAUCCAGUUCCCUCGUGAUUCUGGGAACUGCACAUUCAGAGAUGCUUUCAGUGUUGCCCAUAGACUUUGCCCAAAGAAGUGACAACUCUCCUUGAACCACCUUACACCUCCUUGAACCACCUUACACCUCCUCGAAAGCCCCAGACUUGCUGUGUCUAUGCCCAGGCUUAUCCAGAGCUGUUCUUUUCCCCCCCGAUGUGGCUCCUUGGUGCUGGGAAGGGCAGAGGAGGAGGCACCUCUGGCUGAGGCAGAGUGUGUUUGCUUCCUCCUCAGGCUGGAAGUGACGCUGCUUUUCCACCUCAUCCCACCCAGCACCCACCCCGUGCGUGGGGUGCGGAGCUGGGGCCUCAGGGGAUUUCUGACAUUCCUCAAAAGGGGAAGGAUGGCACCUUCUCCUUUGCAGGGAAGCCCAGUCAGCGAGAUUUUGGUCAAAGGAGACCCACGCAGAUGGGAGCAAGCUAUAUAAAGCAGGCACAGCUGGCUGCAGGGCACUGCAAGCCAGCAGGGCUUUCCCGAGGUAAGUGGGGAUGGAGGAUUGCUUUCCCUCUCCUCCUCCUUUCACCAGAAGCUGUGGUGCAAGUGGGGAGCAAGUGCCAGCCUGGGAAGCAGGACUGAAGGAGAUGCUGCCUGAGAUGCCAGCCCAGAAGAAAAGCAGCAGGUGCAGCCCUCGAGGGCUGAACAUCCCUCCAAUUUUUCUCCCUUUCUCCUGAUUAUGUUUUUUUCCUGAUUCCCAUCACUGCCCAUCCCCAAUGCUUUGUGUUGAAACAACAGGGCCAUCUUUACCCCCUUGUUGCUCCUGGUCCCCAGAGAGAGGGAGAACCUCUGCUCCUGGGUGAUGAGGAAGGAAAGAAAGAAGGUGGUUGGUACAACAGAGAAUGGUUUGGUUUCCUCCCCCAGAGCCACCAGAAGGAUGAACUCUCUCCUCGGCCUGUCCGUGCUGUUUGUGUGGGGCUUGUCCCCAGCCCACGGGAACCUCUUGCAGCUGCACCAGAUGAUCUCAGAGGUGACAGGGAAAAACGCUCUCCUGCAUUACGGCUUCUACGGCUGCUACUGCGGGCUGGGGGGCUGGGGGCAGCCCAAGGAUGCCACAGACAGAUGCUGCCAGCUGCAUGAUACCUGCUACGAAAACCUCCUGCGGUACCACUGCGAUGCCAAGACACGCCCCUACCGCUACAGUUGUCACCACGGCAGGCUCUCCUGCAGACAGGACUCCCGGUGUGCCUUCUUGUCCUGCGAGUGCGACCGCAGCCUGGCGCUGUGCCUGCGGAGAAACCUCGGGAGCUACAGGAAAAGCUACCAGUUCUACCCCAACGCGUGGUGCCGGUGCUGCCUGCUCCGAGCCUGCUGCUACGCCAGGCUGGCAGCGCGGCGGUGCCGCGUGGGACCCGUGCAGCCCCUCUCCGUGCCCCGGGCAGGGAUCGCCGCCUGCAGCUCCGGGACGCGCUGCCAGCGAGGCGCCUGCCGGUGCGAGCGGGCGGCGCGGCUGUGCCGGGCCCGGCUCGGCCCGGCCAGGCCCAGCUCCACCGCCGCGCCGGGUGCCGGGGGGGAGCCGGGCGCUGCUGAGGCAAAACCUCCCUAUACCCAUUUUUGCUGUGGAAAGGUGGGAUGGGAGGUUGCUUUUCCUGGUGCUCUUAACCCCUCUUCUCCAGUCCUAGGACUGGCCUUUGCCAGCUGCAACGUGUUACAGUUUGCAAGGAUGAUUGAGAAGAAGACGGGGAAACCGGCGCUGGCUUACAACGGAUACGGCUGCUACUGCGGCUUGGGCGGCUCCAAACAGCCCCUGGAUGCCACUGACUGGUGCUGCCAUGCCCACGACUGCUGCUACAAGAAGUUGGCCGCCUCCGGCUGCAGACCCAAAACGGUCACCUACAAAUACAACAUCCAAAGAGACCAAAUAACCUGUGGAAACGGGAACUCGUGCCAGAAACGGACGUGUGCGUGCGACAAGAGGGCGGCGGAGUGCUUCCAGAGGGCAGCCAGCUCCUACCGCAAAUCCUACCGCAACUACCCCAACUUCAAGUGCCGGGGCCGCACACCCUCCUGCUGAGCACUCCUGCCACGCUGCAGCUCCAAACCUGGCAGAAACCCUCACAGCUGGGGGUUCUGCCUUCCCUCUGGCCAGGCACAGCCCUGGGGCGCUGAAAAAGUGUCCAGCACCUUUCCCCAGAGCCUUAGCACAGGGGAAAUCUGCUUCCCUUUGUUUAGUAACUCAUAACAAUGAGG
This is a messenger RNA of Passer montanus (Eurasian tree sparrow), 2555 nucleotides long. Its product is annotated as otoconin-90-like. Gene Ontology annotation, biological process: arachidonate secretion; phospholipid metabolic process; lipid catabolic process. Lineage: Eukaryota; Metazoa; Chordata; Aves; Passeriformes; Passeridae. Gene Ontology annotation, molecular function: calcium ion binding; phospholipid binding. The coding region runs from base 1168 to 2379 and encodes 403 amino acids. The record is from RefSeq and is a predicted model, not a curated record. The transcript has 9 exons.